UGAAGCAGGAGCACUCUUGGCACUUGAUGAUGGAGAGCGCGUCCGCGCUGAAGUGAAGAAGAGCGACACUAGAAGUACCUCUUCUACCUCCGAGGCCAAGAACAAGGAAGUCGAAGAAGUAGAGAAGACGAAAACCGGAGAAGCUGAGCAAGGGCAUCUUCGACGUUCA
Messenger RNA from Amoebophrya sp. A25, 169 nucleotides. The record is from the annotation of a GenBank genome assembly. Lineage: Eukaryota; Dinophyceae; Syndiniales; Amoebophryaceae.